This is a messenger RNA of Bombyx mori (domestic silkworm), 1679 nucleotides long. RefSeq names its product leucine-rich repeat-containing protein AAC1. The record is from RefSeq and is a predicted model, not a curated record. Lineage: Eukaryota; Metazoa; Arthropoda; Insecta; Lepidoptera; Bombycidae. The transcript has 4 exons. The coding region runs from base 1 to 1236 and encodes 411 amino acids.
AUGUAUAAUUCAAAUUAUUAUUAUUUAAAAAACAAAUAUGCAUUCCUUAAUGUCCCUCCACCACCGCCAACCUCAACACAAAAGUCAUCAUCAAAACAAAUGUCACCAAGAAUACAACAAGCACAAGUUUCGCCACAGCAAGGACUACAUCGACGGCCACGAGAUCAAAUUCGAGCUCCAAGUUAUAUGCCACCUCAGUCACCAGCAUACUUCACGGCCACACCCUCACUAACACCAAUGCUAUUACCUCCACCUCCACCACCACCACCUCCACCACCGCCGCCACCAGAAGAGCCGAUAAAAACAACUGAUGAAGAAAUAAUAAAAGAGUUUGAGAAAAAAAUAACCAGUGAAACAAAAAAGAAAACCCCUCUCCCCACGGCUAAUCAAGUGAUUACAAAAAUUGUAUCAUGCUACUUGGCUUUAGAUAAUCUAACUAUAAAGCGCAUGAAUUUAAAUAAUCUAAUAUUAAACGAUCCUGAGGAGCAUCAUUGGAAUUUCCUGAUAGCAGAUACCCAUAAUGACAUAGACACCAUCGAGAGGCUUAUGGAAGAUAUAAUUUCUUGUGAUAUUGAUGCUCUAAGAAAAUCCCAACUUAAAAGGAAGGGUAAAAGAUUACGAAUAAGAAGAGCAAAGCUGGAGAUGAAAGCAGAGAUAUUACAGAUAGAAAAAGACAGGCAGGAAAGAUCAAGAAAGAUUGAUGAGAAUUUGCAGAAAAUUAAAGAUGAAAUAGACAGAGUUAAACAGGAGGAAGAGGCAAAACUCCAGGCAGAUGUGGUGCUCAGGGAUGUUCUCCGUAAAAAGCAGGAUGCCAAAAAAUGCUUGACCAAGUUGGAUACAUUGGUGAAACUUCGUGUAGCAAGGCAGAACACUGCUAAAGGAAGAGGAAGGAUUGUAUCUUGUAAUGAAAUGCUACAUUUUAGUUCUCAGAUUGAGUCACUCAAAUCUCUAUGGUCAAAUAAACUAUCUAAAUACGAAACAGAAGAAGCGGAACUGCGUGAGAAACUGAAUAAAGAAACUAAAAAAUUCAUUUUACCUUUAGAGGAGGCCACAAAUAAAAUUGAACAGAAUUUGUUACAAUGGCAACAUUUGCUCUUUGGGGGACAACCCCCACAAGUGGAUUUCAAUGGAAAUAUUUAUAAAUUUAUAAAAACCAGAGUCCAAUGGGAUCAGUAUUUGAGUCAAGACGGUAAAUCACUACCAACUGGAUGGGUUGUGCCCAAUCCGAGUAUUUAGAACUGUCAGCAUUUCACGCAUACAGAUGAAACCGGCUCAAGCUCAAUUGUGGAAAAUUUAAGAAGAAUUAAAAAAGUAUUUUUAUUCUGGGGAUACACGUUUUUGCCUGUCGCCACAUUAUUUUUCUCAGUUUUACUGAAAGCCAUGAACGGAAAGAUGAAGUGUUAUUGGAUGUUUGUUAGUGAUGCAAAUCUUGAGUUGGGUUAAUUUAAAACAGAGUAGCGGUUUUAAUUUUUUUAAUUAAGAAUGGAAGAUUCUAAAGAUAGUAUCUGAAUUUUCGAAUUAUUUUUGAAACAUUUUCGCUAUUACUGUGAACUACGUAUUCGCUUUUAUACUUAUUAAUUAUACUAUAUACAAUUAAAACUGUAACCUGACGUAAUAAAUUUUGCUUUAUUUUUAAUAUGUAACGCAUUUAUCAAUACUUAAAUAAAACUUAUUUUUUA